AUGAGUGGUUUACGCAAUACUAUGAAGGGUGGCUGGCACCCAGAAGGCAAGGAAGGUGGAAAGGAAAGCUGGCGUGGUGAUUUCAAAGGCAUUAACCAAGUGGCUGGGUGGAUGGGAAAAGGUAAGGAAGGUGACUCCUCUGGCUCUGGAUCUGGCUCUGGACAGUCCUCUGAACCACAAGGGGGUAUCAGAGGCUCAGUGGCUGGGUGGAUGGGAAAGGGCAAGGAGGGUGACUCCUCCGGCUCUGGACAGGGCUCCUCAUCACAGGGGGGUAUCAGGGGCCAAGUGGCUGGCUGGAUGGGAAAGGGCAACGAACCCAACUCUAACCGCUCUGAUCAUGUCUCACGACCAUUGUCAGCAUUAAAAGACCCAUCUACCUUCGGGCCCCCUCCCAAACAUAUCAAUUACCAUGGAGCAGCCGCGGUGCCAAAUCAGACAACACCCGACCGCCGGGGUGUAGGAGCUCCGCUGUCCCAGGAUCAGAUAGACGCGCAGAAUUUCCAUCGACAGCAAGUAGCCGAAGCAGAGGAGGAACAGUUCCAAAAGCCCGCUCCGCCUCCGGUCCCGUAUCGCGUCGACACAAGCGGCCUUUCUACAGACAAUCUCCCUCCACCACCAGUGCGGCGACUGGACUCAGCAAGUUCCGCCUCAACAAGCUCAAUCUCAAAGCCAAAGCCACCAAAGCCCCCGCCACGCCUUCCUGCCCGCAAUGGAUCCCCCAGCGCCGACCCGCCCCCCGCUUAUUCUCCUGAACCGGUACUCUCCCACGAUUAUAUCAAUCAAGAUGCUACAUCCCGCCUAGCAAACGCGGGUGUCUCGGUUCCUGGAUUUGGAAUCGGCCAGGAGAAAUCUUCGUCGCCUUCACAUACGCCUGUCAAUGAGCUGCAGUCACGCUUCUCCCAGAUGAACACCUCGGGAUCUCCAUCGGCACCCACCCCGCCUGCUCGAGCCUCGACGAACAUCGAGGCGCAGUCCGCGAGCAGCACAUCUUCUUUCCAGAACUUGCGCGAGCGCCACGCAGACUCCAUCGAUUCAGGAAAGCAGAAAUAUGGUGAUUUCCGUGAGCGCCACGCGGACUCGAUCGACUCGGGAAAACAGAAAUACGGUGACUUCCGUGAGCGUCAUGCAGAUACCAUUGACUCAGGAAAGCAGAAAUACGGUGAUUUCCGUGAGCGUCACGCGGACUCAAUCGAUUCAGGCAAACAGAAGUUGAGUGGUUAUGCGUCACGAUUCACUGGCUCUUCUCCCGCAGCGCCUAGCCCACCGGCCCGGCCCGCGUCGAAUACUUCUAAUAUGAACUUGGAACCGGCGGAGCCCGCGCGGGGCACCUCCUCUGUGCAAGAUUUCCGUGAACGCCAUGCGGACAAAAUCGACAUGGGUAAAGAGAAGUGGGGUGGAGUCACAUCGCGUUUCAACACAUUUGUGGAGGACCGCAAGUUCUCCGCCGAAGCCAACAAACGGGUUCCACGCCCACCGUCUCGUCCCAUGUCCAUGGCCCAGUCGAACUCUGCAGCGGUGUCACCCACAGAGCCCGAUAUCCAGACUCAAGCCCAACGCAAGAAGGCCCCGCCGCCACCUCCACCCAAGCGGGCUGAAUUUCGUGCGUCUCCCGUUGACGCUUCGUCACCAUCACCUCUGGGGCCUCCUCCCGUUCCCCAUAAUACCAAGCCCCGCUAA
Messenger RNA from Penicillium samsonianum, 1677 nucleotides. RefSeq lists its product as uncharacterized. The coding region runs from base 1 to 1677 and encodes 558 amino acids. The record is from RefSeq and is a predicted model, not a curated record. Lineage: Eukaryota; Fungi; Ascomycota; Eurotiomycetes; Eurotiales; Aspergillaceae. The transcript is spliced from 4 exons.